Messenger RNA from Perognathus longimembris pacificus (Pacific pocket mouse), 2277 nucleotides. RefSeq names its product cysteine and serine rich nuclear protein 1 (gene Csrnp1). Gene Ontology annotation, cellular component: nucleus. Bases 340 to 2082 code for a protein of 580 amino acids. Gene Ontology annotation, molecular function: sequence-specific DNA binding; DNA-binding transcription factor activity, RNA polymerase II-specific. The record is from RefSeq and is a predicted model, not a curated record. NCBI's taxonomy places the organism in Eukaryota, Metazoa, Chordata, Mammalia, Rodentia, Heteromyidae. The transcript is spliced from 5 exons. Gene Ontology annotation, biological process: regulation of transcription by RNA polymerase II.
UUUCCACUGACGGAGAAGGCGGAGCGGCGGGCGGAGCCGGGCACAGCCAGUCUCCCGCCGCCACCGCCGUCACCGCCGCCGCCACCGCCGCUGCCGGACGCGCGGAGCCACCGAGCCGCAGAGCCAGGCGGGCGGGCGGGCGGGCGGGCAGGCGUUCGGAUCCGCCGCCGGCCCCGAGAGCCGGGCGCACGGGCCGCGUCCUCCGCCCGGGACCGGACGGCGCCGAGCGAGCGCCGGCGGUGUCCUUGGAGCCCGGGAGUUGGCGGUCAGGCGGAGGACAGACGCUCCGCUCACCGGGAGUUGGUCACCCCAGCCUCUGAAAUCUCCCCCUGCACCGCCAUGAAGAGGAAACUGGACCAGUUAGAGGAAGACGGGGACCCUUCAUCCUGCUCUUCCUCCUCUUCCUCCUCCGGCUGCGUCUCUCUCCGUUCCUGCUCCUCGACGUCUUCCAUCUCCCCUGUCUGGGACUCCGACGAGGAGGGGCCAUGGGUUCGGGGACCCCAGCCGGAUCGGGAUGUGUGCAGCCCCAAAAGUUUCACCCCUCUCUCCAUCCUCAAGCGGACUCCCCAGAAACGCACGGGCCGGGUGGCCUUUGAUGGCGUCACCGUCUUCUACUUCCCCCGGUGCCAGGGUUUCACCAGCGUGCCCAGCCGGGGCGGCUGCACCCUGGGCAUGGCGUCCCGCCACCACGCCUCCCGCCGCUUCUCCUUGGCCGAGUUCACCCACGAGCAAGCUCGGGUGCGGCGGGAGAAGCUCCGCCAGCGACUGAGGGAAGAAAAGCUGGAGGCGCAGAGGCAGAAGCUGUCCGCAGCCGGUGCGUCGUCGGAGGAAGGCUCGAACCCGCAGCCGGCGCCGGACGCGGUGGACGAGGCGUGGCUGGAGGAGGCCCUGGCGGCGGCGGUGGCGGGCGGCCGGCUGGAGGAGGAGGUCUUCCUGCAGGCGCACCCGGCCCGCCGGCGCCGGGCCCUGCUGCGGGCGGCCGGGGUGCGCAGGAUCGACCGCGAGGAGAAGCGCGAGCUGCGCGCCCUGCGCCGCGCCCGCGAGGACUGCGGCUGCCGCUGCGCGCGCGCCUGCGACCCCGAGACCUGCAGCUGCAGCCGCGCCGGCAUCCGGUGCCAGAUGGACCACACGUCCUUCCCCUGCGGCUGUUCCAAGGAGGGCUGCGCCAACCCCGAGGGCCGCGUGGAGUUCAACCAGGCCCGGGUUCAGACUCACUUCGUCCACACCCUGGCCCGGCUCCAGCUCGAGCGAGCCCGGGGGGCCUUGGGGGAGACGGAGACCCCCGAUGGCGGCCACCCCCCCGGCGCUGAGGAGCCGGCCGCCCUUCUCCCUCCGUUCCUGGGGGGCAGCAGCAGCAGCAACAACGAUGUCGGGGACCACAGUUGCAGCAGCAGCGACAUGACGGAUUCCUCCACCGCCUCCUCUUUCUCCUCCAGCAUGGGGGAGCCCCAGGACGAGCACCCCAACCUUUCUCCGGCCCUUCCUGCCUCCAGCUUCCAACCCGGCGUGGACCCCGAGCUGUGGGGGGAGGAAGAGGAGGAAGAGGAAAUCACCCACCCAGACCGUUUGGAUCACCUCAGCUACUUCCACCUAUCUGAUGUCUUCGAGGCUGGCAGCGCCAGUGGCCACUGGACCCACAGCUACACGGGUUCGAAUCUCCCCUCGGGGAUCUUGGAUGAAAAUGCCAAUCUGGACGCCGCCAGCUUCCUCCUCCACGGCGGCGGCGGGUCCAGCGGUUUGGGGGACGAUCCUCGCCCGCCUGGGGCUCCCACACCAUCCGCCAUGGACGACGCCCCCCAGAGCCCCACGGCCCAGCUCGGCUGUGACUCGCUGGGGUGGCUACAGACGCUGCCCGAUUACAGCUUGGGGCCUCAUUAUCCGUCCCCCAAAAUGCCCGACGGCCCGGAAUGCCUCCACGGGGCCCCGCCUGGCUGCUCUCCAUCCGGGGACUUGAGCCAUAGCUUUCUAGAAUCGCUCCUGGGCUUCUCUGAGCCGGCCACAGACGCUACGUCGCCAUUCGGGGACAGUCAGUUUGAGAACGGGAGUGCCACCCCAUCGCUGGUGGAGCCGGUGCCCGUGUGAGGCCGUUCCUUGGGGGAUCCCCGCCCCCCCCCCACUUCCCAAAGCCCUGUUGCUGCUUUAUUUUGUGAUUUGGGGCACCCGGCCCCCCCACCCCCCCUCCCAACAAGAUCAUCUAUCAUUCAUUGGCUUAGCCAUUGGUGUCCUGUUUUGUUUUUUUUUUUAACCUAAUCAUUUCCUUAAAAUAAUUUAUUUUGU